AUGAUAGCAAAAUUCCAACGUAUGCAUAAUCGAAAUAUUGGUAAUAUUAUUGAUGGCGAUAAACAGUAUGAUACACGAACUGUUUAUCCAACUUUACCAUCAAAUUACGCCUAUUCACCUCAGAUGAGACGAGACCAAAUGUAUUACCUAGAUCAACGUGAUCCACGAGUUUAUGAUACGAUGUAUAGGCAACAGCAGCAGCAACAACAACAACAACAACAACAACAGCAACAA
Messenger RNA from Loa loa (African eye worm), 234 nucleotides. RefSeq lists its product as hypothetical. The record is from RefSeq and is a predicted model, not a curated record. NCBI's taxonomy places the organism in Eukaryota, Metazoa, Nematoda, Chromadorea, Rhabditida, Onchocercidae. The transcript has 2 exons. The annotation marks the transcript as partial.